AGGGUUUCGCUAUAAAUAUGAAACAUAGAAAAACCCUAGUUUGCAAGCGGCGGCAGAGAACGGAGAAGAAACAGGUAUUGUUGAAAUAGAUAAUGGCUCCUAAACAGCCAAACACUGGCCUCUUUGUGGGUUUGAACAAAGGACAUCUAGUUACUAAGAAAGAGUUAGCUCCACGCCCAUCUGAUAGGAAAGGCAAAAGUACCAAAAGGGUUCAAUUUGUUAGGUCUUUGAUCAGAGAAGUGGCUGGAUUUGCACCUUAUGAGAAGAGAAUUACUGAACUUCUCAAGGUUGGAAAGGACAAGCGUGCUCUGAAAGUGGCUAAGCGAAAGCUCGGAACUCACAAGAGGGCGAAGCGAAAGAGAGAGGAGAUGUCUAGCGUUCUCCGCAAGAUGAGGUCUGCUGGAGGUGCUGAAAAGAAGAAGUGAACAUUUGUUUCUUGCAUGGAAUAUGUUCUUUAAAAUUUUGGGGAUUUUAUGCCUAAUGUUUGUUAUGGUUCCUAGACUUAUCAAAAGGGUUGGUUUUAACUAAUGUAUUUUUUAUCUGAACUUCAGUUUAAGAUAUUUCUUUUAAUCUGGAUUGUCAUUUAUUAAGUUUUCUUGGAUU
Molecule: messenger RNA, 603 nt
Organism: Impatiens glandulifera
Lineage: Eukaryota; Viridiplantae; Streptophyta; Magnoliopsida; Ericales; Balsaminaceae
Product: 60S ribosomal protein L36-2-like
Exons: 4
Coding region: 93-425 (110 amino acids)
Biological process (GO): cytoplasmic translation
Cellular component (GO): ribosome; cytosolic large ribosomal subunit
Molecular function (GO): structural constituent of ribosome
Source: RefSeq, a predicted model, not a curated record